AUGAGCGAUCAGCGAGAAGGUAUUAGCUCGAACGAAAUUCAUUACGAAUACAGUGAUGCUGUUGCGAAUGAAGAUGGAUGCGAUGAUGCUUUAUCACAAGAAAUGGGGGAAUCACCAGGGGGCACGAAGAUAUGGGUCCCUAAAGUUGAUAGCAAAAUAUGUCCAAAGGUUGGUGACGUCUUUUCAUCGGUUGAGUCCGUAGAAAAAAUGUAUAGGAAAUAUGGCGAUGUUGCUGGGUUUGAUAUACGGAUGGGAACCAAAAAAUUGAACUCGUUGGGUGGAGUGCAAACCCGUUAUUUCAUUUGUAGUAAGGAGGGUAAUCCAACGAAAAAGGAAUUUGAUUCAUUAGAAGUUUCAUCGGGAGAUAGGAAAAGGCGUAAUACAAAUUUCAAACGUACCGGUUGUAAAGCUUGCCUUAAAGUACACUAUGUGAAAGAGAGUGGCCGGUACGAGGUCUAUCAUUUCAUAGAGGGUCAUAAUCAUAUGCUAUGUUGUUCGGAUGAGAAGAUGUUCACCCGUUCAAGACGGCAACUUGAUUACAAGGAUCGCAGGAAUGUUUAUCACGCAUCAAGCUCUAAAGUAGGUAUCACUCAGUCGCGCAGAAUGCAAUUGGCAAUGAACGGAGGUUUAGUAGCAUCUGGUGGGACAGCUAGGGAUCAUAUGAACUUUAGAAGAGACAUUAUGCUCUUUGUUGGUAACAAAGAUGCUCAAAUGUUAAUAAACAAGAUGAGCAAACGGCGGGAACAUUGCCCUGAAUAUUUUUUUGAAUAUAAGUGUGAUGAAAAGGAGUUGAUUGCAAUAUUUUGGGCAGAUAAAACAGCGAGAAUGAAUUACAAACAUUUUGGAGACACCAUAUCAUUCGACGCUACAUUUCGGACAAACAAGCAUGCAAUGAUUUUUGUUCCAUUUGUUGCAAUUGACAAUCACAAGAAGUCUGUUGUCGUUGGUGCAUCAUUGAUUAGAAAUGAAUCUGUCGUUAAUUUCACAUGGGUAUUGAAUGUGUUUAUGAAAGCGCACGGUUCUCAGCCACAGUUUGUAAUAACCGAUCAAUGUGCAGCAAUGAAACAAGCGAUACCUAUAGUUUUUCCAAAAUCUAUUCAUCGAUUGUGUAUGUGGCACAUAACCAAAAAAGUGAAGGAAAAGAUCCGUGAUCAUUUAGCCCAUGGAACCCCGUUCAAAAGCAAGUUCAACAAACUCGUAUGGAAUGUACACAUAAGUCGUGAAAGUUUUGAGGAUAAAUGGAAUGCGUUGAUGGAUGAGUAUGGCCUACGAGGGCACUCGUGGUUUGAAGAAAUGUAUGCAAUAAGAGAUUCUUGGAUUCCAGCAUAUUUCAAGGAAUAUCCAAUGUCUGGUCUUAUGAGAACCACUUCCAGGUCCGAAAGUAUUAAUUCAUUUUUUAAUGUUUAUACGAAGUAUUGGAAUGAUCUUGUUUAUUUUCUUAACACUUUCGACGAUGCAAUCGAAAGUCAAAGGAAAGAACACUGUUCCCUUGAGGUUGCGACUAGAACUACGAUACCAAAAUUGUUGUCACCAUCAAAAAUAGAAGCACAAGCAGCGAAAGUUUACACAAAAACAAUAUUUUUUGACGUGCAAAAGGAAAUGAACAAGGCAGUAUGGUUUUGCGGGGUUGUGGAAGUAGUAGAGGUCGGUGAUAAGAUGAUAUACAGUAAUACACAUAAGAACAAGAAUUCUGAGGUUAAAGCUACGUACAAGGUGGUUCAUGAUGUAAGGGAUGAGUCUUUUGAAUGUAGUUGCAACCAUUUUGUUCGCAAUGGUAUAUUAUGUCGCCAUGCAUUUAAGGUAAUGUUAAAUUCUGAGGUGCAAUCUAUUCCCGAGAAAUACAUUUUGCCGCGUUGGAGACGAGAGUUAGUUCCUAUUGAGUUGAUGUCGGCUCGGGUUAGGUACGGUGAAAUGGAUGUUGAGAAACAAGCUUUGAUCAACCAGGCUAUAUCAAUGUUUGAUGUUAUUAUUGGACGUGUACGUAAUGACAAGGGAGCGUUGACAGAGUUUGUGAAUCAAUUGGAACAUUUGGGUGAUGAAAUUUCGGCAGACGUUCCAAUUUUGACAGUUACAGAGCAGAAGAGAAAUGAUAUUGAAGAGCUAUUAUGUGUUACCGAACCAGAAUCGGUUGAUGUUCUACCACCAACAGGUGUACGUAAUAAAGGUUGUGGAACCGGAAARCGUCUUGUUGGUGUGUCAGAGAGGGUAUCCAUGAAUGCAAAGAAACCGAAAAGAUUGUGCAGAACUUGUGAUAAAAUGGGGUGGCAUGAUUCCCGCAAUUGUCCGAUGAAGGGCGAUAGUACGARUUAA
Cynara cardunculus var. scolymus (artichoke) is the source of this 2310-nucleotide messenger RNA. RefSeq names its product protein FAR1-RELATED SEQUENCE 5-like. Gene Ontology annotation, biological process: regulation of DNA-templated transcription. Gene Ontology annotation, molecular function: zinc ion binding. The record is from RefSeq and is a predicted model, not a curated record. Lineage: Eukaryota; Viridiplantae; Streptophyta; Magnoliopsida; Asterales; Asteraceae. Bases 1 to 2310 code for a protein of 769 amino acids. The transcript has 5 exons.